CGGCGGCGCGGCGCCCAGGAUGCCCCGCAGCCCCGGGACGCGCCUCAAACCCGCCAAGUACAUCCCGGUGGCCACGGCCGCUGCGCUGUUGGUUGGCUCCAGCACCCUCUUCUUCGUAUUCACAUGCCCAUGGUUGACAAGAGCUGUGUCUCCAGCUAUCCCUGUCUACAAUGGCAUCCUCUUCCUCUUUGUCUUGGCCAACUUCAGCAUGGCCACCUUCAUGGACCCUGGAGUCUUCCCUCGAGCGGACGAGGAUGAGGACAAGGAGGAUGACUUCCGGGCUCCACUGUACAAGAAUGUGGACGUGCGGGGUAUCCAGGUCCGCAUGAAGUGGUGUGCAACAUGCCACUUCUACCGCCCACCCCGCUGCUCACACUGCAGUGUCUGUGACAACUGUGUGGAGGACUUUGACCACCACUGCCCCUGGGUCAACAACUGCAUUGGACGACGCAACUACCGCUACUUCUUCCUGUUCCUGCUGUCACUCAGUGCACACAUGGUGGGUGUGGUGGCCUUCGGCCUGGUCUACGUGCUCAACCACUCAGAGGGGCUGGGAGCUGCCCACACCACCAUCACCAUGGCUGUCAUGUGUGUGGCUGGCCUUUUCUUCAUCCCUGUCAUCGGCCUCACUGGCUUCCACGUGGUACUGGUCACGCGGGGGCGCACCACCAAUGAGCAGGUGACUGGGAAGUUCCGCGGGGGUGUGAAUCCCUUCACCCGAGGCUGCUAUGGGAACGUGGAGCACGUGUUAUGCAGUCCCCUGGCGCCCCGGUAUGUGGUGGAGUCCCCCAGGAUGCCGCUCUCCGUGAGUCUAAAGCCACCCUUCCUGAGGCCUGAGCUCCUGGAGCGAGCUGUGCCCCUAAAGGUCAAACUUAGCGACAAUGGGCUGAAAGCUGGCCGCAGCAAGUCCAAGGGCAGUCUAGACCAGCUGGAUGAGAAGCCUCUGGACCUUGGACCUCCACUGCCCCCCAAGAUAGAAGCUGGCACCUUUGGAAGAGAUCUGAAGACCCCAAGACCUGGCAGUGCUGAGAGUGCCCUAUCAGUACAGAGGACUAGCCCCCCAACACCUGCCAUGUAUAAGUUCCGGCCAGCUUUCCCCACUGGUCCCAAGACACCCUUUUGUGGACCUAGUGAGCAGGUCCCAGGUCCUGACUCCCUUACUCUGGCAGAUGACAGCACCCACAGUCUAGACUUUGUGUCCGAGCCCAGCCUGGAUCUUCCAGACCACGGGCCUGGUGGUCUGCACCCUACCUAUCCCCCUUCCCCACCCCUCAAUAACACGGAUGCCUUCUCAGGUGCCUUACGCUCCCUGAGUCUCAAGGCUGCCAGCCGGCGGGGUGGGGACCACAUGACCCUACAGCCACUGCGUUCUGAAGGUGGGCCCCCCACACCCCACCGUGGUCUCUUUGCUCCUCAUGCACUGCCCAACCGAAAUGGCAGCCUAUCUUAUGACAGCCUACUUAACCCUGGCUCACCCAGUGGCCAUGCAUGCCCCACACACUCCUCCGUUGGCAUGGCCAGCUACCAUUCACCCUACCUGCACCCUGGGUCAUCAGAUCCACCACGGCCCCCACCUCGCAGCUUCAGCCCUGUGCUGGGUCCCCGACCUAGGGAACCCUCUCCUGUGCGCUAUGACAACCUGUCUCGGACCAUCAUGGCCUCUAUCCAGGAGCGCAAGGACAGGGAAGAGCGCGAACGGCUGCUGCGCUCCCAGACUGACUCACUCUUUGGCGAUUCUGGUGUCUAUGACACACCCAGCUCCUACAGCCUGCAACAGGCCAGUGUGUUAACGGAAGGUCCCCGUGGCUCUGCGCUGCGCUAUGGCUCCAGGGAUGACCUUGUGGCUGGGCCUGGCUUUGGUGGUGCCCGCAAUCCUGCCCUGCAGACGUCAUUAUCCUCGCUGUCGAGCUCCAUGAGUAGGGCACCGCGGACAUCUUCUUCCUCCCUACAGGCUGACCAGGCCAACAACAAUGCCCCAGGACCCCGGCCUGGCAGUGGUUCGCACAGGUCACCUGUCCGUCAGGGCCUGCCUUCCCCACCAGGCACUCCCCGAUCGCCCUCUUACACGGGCUCCAAGGCUGUCGCCUUCAUCCACACGGACCUCCCAGACCGGCCACCCUCACUGGCUAUGCAAAGGGAUCACCCUCAGCUGAAGACCCCCCCAAGUAAGCUUAACGGGCAGUCCCCGGGCAUGGUCCGUCUGGGGCCUGCUGCCAGCCCUAUGGGGCCCAACGCCAGCCCUGCCCGGCACACGCUGGUUAAGAAGGUGUCCGGCGUGGGUGGGACUACGUACGAGAUCUCGGUGUAAGAACUGAGCACCACUCAUCUGCUGGGAUUCCACGGGGACCAGGACCCCCACAGUAGCUCCCACCCCCGUCAACUUCUCUGCCCCAGGGCAAGGAGGCUACCCAAGCCUGGUGUGGAAACAUCAACAGGAAAGAAAGCCCCGCCUCCACAAGCUUGUGCUCCGGCCUCUACCUGUCCAUCCACCUACCUACUCACAGGGCAGAUGGAUCCAAGGUUGUGGGCUGUCAUGGGGACCUGGACUGCCUCCUCAAUCAGCCAGUCUCAGCCCUGCCCCCUAUUGCCCUCAUUCCCCAAGGCCAGUCCUCGACAGUCCCAUGGGCACUUCCUUUCUGGAUGGGUUGCUGUAGCCCUGUGCUCCCAGCUGCUCCUAAUCCAUGGCCUUCCACUGACCUAGCUGGUAGCUUGUUGCUUGGCAAGGCCUAUGCUUUGCAGGGAGUGUAACCCUGGCCUGCUCUGGGUUGUGAUGACGGAUGGACAGAUGGACAGAUAACCCAGCUGUAGCAGGGGUCCCAGCUCCCUGUCCCUGUCUUGCCUGGCUGGUGGGUUGAUGUCCCUGUGUCUGUAUGCCGUGCUAUGUCUGAUGUGUUAGCGCUCGGCUGCCACUGUUCUUUCAUCAAAGCCUUAACUUCUGCUUUAUGCUCUUGUGGGAGGUGAUGGGGGAUUGUAGGCCAGAGCGGGGAGGGGCCGGGCGCUACCCCCGGGACUGGUGGGGCCUGGAGCCUACUCGCUCCCUCUCAGGCCUACCCUGCCAAACUGGAGCGUCCUCACCCCAAAGCAUACAGAGUUCCCAGCACUGGCUUGGCCAGUGCCGCUGGAAAGCAUAUCAGGGGUCCAUUCUCCCCCUGGCGCCAGGGACCUGAGUAAGCACAUGGCAGCGUCCGCUUGCAUUGUCUGUUUUAUGUUUUUAUAUUUACAUCUAUAUAUCUAUAAUUUUAUUAAAAAAAGGAAAAAUCA
Arvicola amphibius (Eurasian water vole) is the source of this 3261-nucleotide messenger RNA. It is a transcript of the gene Zdhhc8, whose product is annotated as zinc finger DHHC-type palmitoyltransferase 8. Gene Ontology annotation, molecular function: palmitoyltransferase activity. Bases 20 to 2308 code for a protein of 762 amino acids. The record is from RefSeq and is a predicted model, not a curated record. The transcript is spliced from 11 exons. Gene Ontology annotation, biological process: protein palmitoylation. NCBI's taxonomy places the organism in Eukaryota, Metazoa, Chordata, Mammalia, Rodentia, Cricetidae.